GUCUGGAUUUCGUUGCAGUACAGUCUCCUUCAGCUCGCCCUCCAACCGGUGACGCCUGCCUCGGCCGUGCGGUGUGAGGAACAUCUCUAAUAAAGUCACUUUAGUUUACCGCUAGCCCCAUCCUCUACUGAUACAAUGGCUGUGCCUCCUUCCUAUGCUGACCUGGGCAAGUCUGCCAAGGACAUCUUCAACAAAGGCUAUGGAUUUGGCUUGGUGAAGCUUGAUGUCAAGACGAAAUCAGCCAGUGGAGUGGAAUUCAAAACAUCUGGUUCCUCCAACACUGAUACCAGCAAAGUUGCGGGCAACCUAGAAACUAAAUACAAAAGGUCAGAAUACGGCCUGACCUUCACUGAGAAGUGGAACACUGACAACACCCUGGGUACAGAAAUCACUGUUGAAGAUCAGAUUGCCAAGGGAUUAAAACUGACUUUUGACACAACCUUCUCACCAAACACUGGCAAGAAGAGUGGCAAAGUCAAGACCGCCUACAAGCGCGAGUACGUUAACUUGGGCUGUGAUGUCGACUUUGACUUCGCUGGCCCCACCAUCCACGGAGCCGCUGUCGUCGGCUACGAGGGGUGGCUCGCCGGUUACCAGAUGAGCUUCGACACUGCCAAAUCCAAGAUGACCCAGAACAACUUUGCCAUUGGCUACAAGACGGGAGACUUCCAGCUGCACACCAAUGUCAAUGACGGAGCCGAGUUUGGAGGCUCCAUCUACCAGAAGGUGAGCGACAAGCUGGAGACGGCAGUCAAUCUGGCCUGGACCGCCGGCAGCAACAGCACACGCUUCGGGAUUGCAGCCAAAUACCAGCUGGACAAGGAUGCCUCCGUCAGUGCUAAAGUGAACAACAAUAGCCUUGUUGGUGUUGGGUACACCCAGACACUUAGACCAGGUGUGAAACUCACCCUGUCUGGCCUGGUCGAUGGCAAGAACAUCAACGCAGGAGGCCACAAGCUGGGUCUGGGCUUGGAACUGGAAGCCUAAGCUUUCUUCAUACUGCAAGGGACUAGGGAAUAUCAGAAGAAUCUGGCCUUAAAUGUAUGUCCAACUCAAACCAGCAAAGGGGGAUAUCUUUUGGAGAGAUUGGUUCAAAGGCUAUGACAACAAACUCUAACUUGUUGAGUACCACUUCAAGUUGGUGCUUCUGUCAUUGGUAUAUUUUACCUUUGUUGCUUUUUACUCUGUAGUUGCAUCUAUUCAAGAGACAGUUGGUGGCAUAUUAUUUAUAAAUUGUCAUUGUUUCCCUCCGGUACUGCCAUAAUGAAAUCCAAUACAAUCCCUUUGCCUGUCA
Molecule: messenger RNA, 1294 nt
Organism: Chelmon rostratus (copperband butterflyfish)
Lineage: Eukaryota; Metazoa; Chordata; Actinopteri; Chaetodontiformes; Chaetodontidae
Gene: vdac2
Product: voltage-dependent anion channel 2
Exons: 9
Coding region: 136-987 (283 amino acids)
Biological process (GO): monoatomic anion transmembrane transport
Cellular component (GO): mitochondrial outer membrane
Molecular function (GO): voltage-gated monoatomic anion channel activity
Source: RefSeq, a predicted model, not a curated record